Messenger RNA from Daucus carota subsp. sativus, 2667 nucleotides. RefSeq lists its product as uncharacterized. Lineage: Eukaryota; Viridiplantae; Streptophyta; Magnoliopsida; Apiales; Apiaceae. The transcript has 8 exons. The coding region runs from base 1508 to 2095 and encodes 195 amino acids. The record is from RefSeq and is a predicted model, not a curated record.
CGAGUAAUGCAUAUAGAGUAAUAGAAUCAAUCAGGACUUUAUAUUGCAGUGUGUUUGAAAAGUGGGAUUCACAAAUCAUGGAUAAUAUGCCGUACCAAAUGAUAUCCAGCCUACGCCCUCGCACAAGAACUGAUUGGAGGCUUAAGGUUCGAGUUACAAGAAUGUGGCGACAACUAACUUGCAGUGUAGAAACAGUUGGGCUAAACAUGAUCUUUGUCGAUGAAUUGGGAGGCCGCAUUCAUGCAUGGCUUCCUGCACAACAAAUGCACCGCCUGGAAAAUCAGAUUAUUGAAGGAGAAACGUAUGAUGUGCAGAAUUUUGUUGUUAGGAACUAUACGGACAUCCAAAAUUGAAGAUGCUUCAGAAAUGUUUUCUAUAUCAAACUCAAUCAUAAGACUCAGGUUUUGCUGACUGGAGAUGUGGAUUAUAUCCCGCCUCAUGUCUUUCAAUUCACAAAUUUGUCAGCUUUAAUGGAUGUUGUAGGCGAUGACUAGUUUUUGAUCGAUGUUGUUGGAAUAUUGGUAGAGAUUCAGCCAAUCACUAGCUUUACAAACAAUAACAUGGAGCAACAAUCAUGUAUUCAGUUUACAAUAACUGAUAUCGAAAAAUCAGCACAAGUGAUUUUCUAUAAGGAAAUGGGAGAAUCGUUUAAUCAAGCCAUCCAUGAUGUUGUCCAGCAUCUAAUUAUAGUUAUCAUUUCCAGUUGUAAAGCUCAAAUGUUAACAGGUGAGCCAAGCUUGACAAACUUCGAAGCUACAAGGUUUUUCAUAAAUCACAACGACGAGGCAGUUGAAGAUCUAAGGGACACAAUAAGGUUUAACAAGUAACAGACUUUGUUUAGAAUUAAAUUCCUUCAUGAGAUCUAAAACGUAUCAUAACUUGCAACAUGAAAAAUGGUGGAUGUCUAUUUGCUAUGCUCAACAGAUUCAUGUUUCAGUUUUUAUCAUAUAACCAAUGUAUUAUGAAUUAUUACUCCAAACAGUAUUUGUAAGCCCAGCAUCAGUAUUCUAAUGCAAACUGAACACAGACUGAGUUACAAGAAAUUAUUUCUCCUGUAAUUUGUUUCAUAAUUGUUGAAGAUUAUGCAUGAGCUACUAACUUUGCCAAGAUUUGUUUGCAAGAACAGGAUCAAACAUUGACAACUCCCUUUGAUGAAAUAGCCAACAAUGUACAUAUCAUUGGAACACAUAGUAUUAAGAGUGGAUGUAAAGACACAUACAAAACAACAAACUUGGAAAGUAGUGAUGCCAGAGAUAAAGCAAAAGCAAAAGCUGGAUCUUUGUAGACCUUUGAAGGUAACUAAUCACAUAAACUGCAUUUCUAUGGAUAGUUUCAUAAAAAAGCACUGACAUGAACAGGACUACAGAAUUAAAGUAGGAAGAUUCUUUACAAUGAUGGCUAGCAGCCAAGAAAUACACAGUCUUCAGCCAUAAUUGAAGAAGAUAAAUGGAAUCAACAAUGAAUAUAAAUUCUACCUUGGUUAACAGGUGAGAGUUAUACAAAAAACAUGGAUAACAUCCCUUACCACAUGAUAAACAACCUGCGCCCUAACACAAGAAAUGGUUGGAGGCUUAAGGUUCGACUAACAAGAAUGUGGUGCCAGAUAACCCGCAAUGCAGAAACAGUUGCAAUCAAAUUGAUUUUUGUCGAUGCGCUGGGAGGGCGAAUUCACGCAUCGAUUCCUGCCCAAUACAUCCACCAGCUAGAGAAAAAUAUUGCCGAAGGAGAGACUUAUGAUGUCAAUAAAUUUGUUGUUAGGCGAUAUGCGGACAUGCAACAUGGUAGAUGUUUGAAGAAUGAUAUCUACAUCCAAUUAAACCAUAUGACUGAAGUUAUGGUUACUGGAGGUGUGGAUUACAUCCAGCAGCAUGUAUUCCAAUUUACUGAUUUGGAUGCUUUGUACGAUGCUGCACACGAACAGAAAUAUCUGAUUGAUGUUGUUGGGAUUUUGGAACAAGCUGGGCUAGUCACCCACUUUAGAAACCGCAACGGUCAUGAACAGUCCUGUGUCGAGUUUAAAAUCACUGAUAUGUUGCUUCACCAGGCAUCCGCAGCCUGGAGAAUCGUCACGAGUGUGACGCUGGUCCAGGGGUAGCUAAAAUGCUUGUCCUGUACGAGGUUGUGGCCUUUGCUUGCUUUCUUUUAUCGAGCCUUGUUGCCAAAGUACUUAAACUACUUUUUAGAUUGGAUGGUAAGCAAAUCAGAUUAUUUAUUCGUCAGGGAUUUGGUGUGAAAGAUGCUUUGUUGCUCCUAACUGUAUUUUCGUCUGUUACUGGGAUUAUAUUGCUUACUCUUUCGGUUGUGAAUGUGGUUCAGAUUAGAAUUGGUCUGUAUUCUUCUGGAAGUGCUGAAGCAAGGAUGGCCAUUUGGGCUCUGUGUACGAUUGUUGCCAUUGCUUUGGUAAUCUAUGUUGUUUCCAUCAGUGUAGCUAUUUAUGCUUCUAUCAUUGGGGAUGCUGAUAUUGAUCCUGUUCUUGGUCAGCAUCACUCGUCUAACAGAGGCAACAACAACAGUGCCGAUACUGAUGUUGCAGUACAAGUACGCGGUCUCACUCAGAAGAAGGAUGAUCUAGUUUCAAGAAGUUAGCCUGAUGUUUUAUUUUAUUUUGUGGCUGGAUUACAAAAAAUUUGAGCCUUAGAUAUGUAUUCAAGUCUACUGUUUUGCUUU